CGCUAUUCGGCUCAACAGCCCUUUAAGCGCCCGGGACUGAGCCGGAGGCAUUCCCAGCCUCCUGUACUUCAACCCAACUCUCUACCGUUUAACACCUAUCCAGCCACUCCAAUGUCAGCCCAAUCACCAGGUUUUAGCCCCUGGCAGAAUUCACCGCAGUAUACUUCUCCUGUACAUCAGUAUCCUCCUUAUUUUGGCCCGCAUGGGCUACCAACUCCAAACACGACAAAUGGCUCUCAAUUCCCUAGUCCUGCGUCAUCACAUGCUAGCCCUCAGUCUCAAGGAUAUUUUCCACCACAGUUAUCACCAUUCAUCAAUACCGAGAAUCCUCCGCAGAGCUAUUUUGAAAUCGGUCAUACGCCGUGCCGGGAAGAACGCUUCAAGCCACCUCAGUGUCAAUGUCCUCAUCGCGAUGAUGUGCCCUACAUUGCACCUCCAAUCGAACCAUGGAUGCAGGAACUCCAGGCCAUUGAUGGCCACAGGCCGCAAAAGCUAUCUGGAGAUCAAAUUGGUAUGCUCUUAGAUUCACAUAGAUUCGUCUUUGCUAACAAGAUCCAAGUAUGGCGGUCAGCUUGUUCUGUCGCGCGUCCGCUUCCUUCAACUUUCUUUGCCAACGACGAAAUCAGACCGCUCCCACCAAUAAGCACCCUCCAACCAGGCAUGUCUGUAUCGAAAUAUAUAUCAAAAGAAAACCAUAAAGAGCAGCAGAGUAAUAUUAGGCAAACCCCGGAGUGGCCACGCAGAAUGAACGAUCCCAUUUUCCAUGAAAUCACAAGUGACUGUGCACGCAUCUCCAUGGAGGAACUUGUCAGGCGUCGAGAACAAGUACUCAAGAAACAUACUUUCAAGACUUCAAGUAUCUUGGGAGAUGAUCAAAUGAUGUUCGAGGAUACACAAGCUAUUGAUCGACAAGUACAGCAAUUGGAAGCUGGCAAGGUCACCCCGAAGCACAGAAAUUCAAUUUCGGGCAAUCCGGCUCAUAGUCAGCAAUUUCGCAUAAACCAGGAUGCUGUUGCGAGGCAACACCAAAGAUCGAAAUCAUGGAACAAACAUAAUCCUCGCGAAGCCUAUAUAUCUCAUCAGCCACCGAGGGCUGAAUAUAAUAAUAUGCCCCACCCCAAGCAAUGCUAUGGGAAUAAACCAAAGCCGAGCUAUACCCUGUCGCCCCCGAAUAGCGCUGGUCGCAAGAGAGCGCGUUCUAUUGAAUCCCCGGAGGAUGAAUAUACGGCUUCUCGGCGUCAGGAAAUAGAGACACCCAAAAUCAAGAAGCGACGGGAGUCGCAAGACACUUCUGCAUACAGGUAUGUACAAGGAAACCCAUUGAAAUGUCAUCUGCUAACUUUUUAAGCCGUCGAUGGUAGUAUCAGUCGUUCUCGCGACAGUUUAUUUUCCUACAAAACAUCGACCAAUAAAAACAAACGCGCUUAUUUUUGGACAUUCGACGCCUAUUCUGACAAACUGAUUCCUGAUUAGUUACAGCCCUGGUUUACGGCAUCUAUUUUGGGACUUACUCUGCAUAAUGACGUACCUCAAGGGUCAGCCCUUACAGACCUCUGGAAGGUCUUUUCGUGGGUCUUAUAAUAGCUUUUGAAAUAUUUAAUACUGGAUUCUAUUUAUUAAUUUGGGUUCAUGGCCCUAAUUUAAACUAUGCUCGGGUCUUUCUCAUGUUUCUGCUUGCA
Molecule: messenger RNA, 1679 nt
Organism: Aspergillus wentii DTO 134E9
Lineage: Eukaryota; Fungi; Ascomycota; Eurotiomycetes; Eurotiales; Aspergillaceae
Exons: 1
Coding region: 112-1347 (411 amino acids)
Source: RefSeq, a predicted model, not a curated record